CCUCUACUUCCCCCUUUUGUUAAUUAAAACUAAGAAGUGAGAAUGGGAACGAGGUGGCCAGCUCCGGCGGCAAACGCUUAAGGACACCGCGCCAGUUCUUCCCUUCCUUCCUUCCGAGAUGGAAAGAGGAGCUCCUAGCUCACUUAAGCCGGGGUAGGGCUGGUUCUCCUUUCCGAGCCAAAAUCCCAGGCGAUGGUGAAUUAUGAACGUGCCACACCAUGAAGCUCUUGUGGCAGGUAACUGUGCACCACACCUGGAAUGCCGUCCUGCUCCCCGUCAUCUACCUCACGGCGCAAGUGUGGAUUCUGUGUGCAGCCAUCGCUGCUGCCGCCUCCGCCGGGCCCCAGAACUGCCCGUCUGUCUGCUCGUGCAGUAACCAGUUCAGCAAGGUGGUGUGCACCCGCCGGGGCCUCUCCGAGGUCCCUCACGGUAUUCCUUCCAACACCCGGUACCUCAACCUCAUGGAAAACAACAUCCAGAUGAUCCAGGCCGACACCUUCCGCCACCUCCACCACCUGGAGGUCCUGCAGCUGGGCAGGAACUCCAUCCGGCAGAUCGAGGUGGGGGCCUUCAACGGCCUGGCCAGCCUCAACACCCUGGAGCUGUUUGACAACUGGCUGACAGUCAUCCCGAGCGGGGCCUUUGAAUACCUGUCCAAGCUGCGGGAGCUCUGGCUGCGCAACAACCCCAUAGAAAGCAUCCCCUCUUAUGCCUUCAACCGGGUGCCCUCCCUCAUGCGCCUGGACUUGGGGGAGCUCAAGAAGCUAGAGUACAUCUCUGAGGGGGCUUUUGAGGGACUGUUCAACCUCAAGUACCUGAACUUGGGCAUGUGCAACAUUAAAGAUAUGCCCAACCUCACCCCCCUGGUGGGGCUGGAGGAGCUGGAGAUGUCAGGAAACCACUUCCCUGAGAUCAGGCCUGGCUCCUUCCAUGGCCUGAGCUCCCUCAAGAAGCUAUGGGUCAUGAACUCACAGGUCAGCCUGAUUGAGCGGAAUGCUUUUGAUGGGCUGGCCUCCCUGGUGGAACUCAACUUGGCCCACAAUAACCUCUCUUCUUUGCCCCAUGACCUCUUCACCCCACUGAGGUACCUGGUGGAGUUGCACCUACACCACAAUCCUUGGAACUGUGAUUGUGACAUUCUGUGGCUAGCCUGGUGGCUUCGAGAGUACAUACCCACCAAUUCCACCUGCUGUGGCCGCUGUCAUGCUCCCUUGCACAUGCGAGGCCGCUACCUGGUGGAGGUGGACCAGGCCUCCUUCCAGUGCUCUGCCCCCUUCAUCAUGGAUGCACCUCGGGACCUCAAUAUCUCUGAGGGUCGGAUGGCAGAACUUAAGUGUCGGACUCCCCCCAUGUCCUCCGUGAAGUGGCUGCUGCCCAAUGGGACAGUGCUCAGCCACGCCUCCCGCCACCCACGGAUCUCUGUCCUCAACGACGGCACCUUGAACUUCUCCCAUGUGCUGCUCUCAGACACUGGGGUAUACACAUGCAUGGUGACCAACGUGGCGGGCAACUCCAAUGCCUCGGCCUACCUCAACGUGAGCACGGCCGAGCUCAACACCUCCAACUACAGCUUCUUCACCACUGUCACAGUGGAGACCACUGAGAUCUCGCCUGAGGAUACAACGAAGUACAAGCCCGUUCCUACUACGUCCACUGGUUACCAGCCGGCAUAUACCACCUCUACCACGGUGCUCAUUCAGACCACCCGUGUGCCCAAGCAGGUGGCGGUAACCGCGACGGACACCAAUGAUAAGAUGCAGACCAGCCUGGAUGAAGUCAUGAAGACCACCAAGAUCAUCAUUGGCUGCUUUGUGGCAGUGACUCUGCUAGCUGCUGCCAUGUUGAUUGUCUUCUAUAAACUUCGCAAGCGGCACCAGCAGAGGAGUACAGUCACAGCUGCCCGGACUGUUGAGAUUAUCCAGGUGGAUGAAGACAUCCCAGCGGCGGCAUCUGCAGCAGCAACAGCAGCUCCAUCCGGUGUAUCAGGGCUAUCGGGGAUAAAAAGGAACAGCAAAUCCAAACCACUGCCUAGAAGCCACUUUGCAGAAUUCAGGGAAAGACUGUUCUAUUGAAGUGAUUAUCUUCCCUGUUUGGGAGACCUGAGGGAAAGAAAAGGAUUUCUGCGUCCUUUGCCUUCCACUGAUGCAGCCCCGAAGAAACGAUGAUUUCAGUCGUCACUGUGGCCAGUGGGACAGUGAAAGCAUGGCUCGCACUUAAUUGAGGCUUUUUAGCUCCUGUCACAGUGUGGCAACAGGGCACCAGAGCACCAGGAUUUGAACUGUGACGCCGGGUACAAAGCUUCAUUUGAAAAGCAGGAGAGAAGGGAGGAGAGGGAGGGAGAAAAUCAGGGACCUGACAGACAAGCUGCCUGAUUUUUUGCAGCCAAUGGGAGAUAUUAACCAGUCUCUUCAGGCUGGGCCCGUCUUCAAGGGCCAGGAAAGCUGCUCCAGUGGGCUCAUUACUCACAGUUGAAGGACAGCACGAGGCAUAAGCCCCCGGGCGAGAAGCUUGCCCCAAAUCGUGAUUUCUGAUAAGGGUGCGACUGGUGAGGAAGUGGCAGUGGUGUGUUGAGGGACGGUGGGGACCAUCAACUCCCCAAACACAGCUCGCAAUCAAGCGCGUUGCCUGAUGGCGAUUCCGGGUGCUGUGACAACCAAGGCGGGGUGUGUGCGCGUGCGCACGCUCACAUGUGCUCACACAUUCAAGGAAAGAGGGUGGGAGGAGGGGAGUGGGGGGAGGCGGACUGAAGAGCAGAGGAAGGAGGCGCUCAGGGGACCGCAGUGGCCGUAAUGACGCAAAUCAGAAACUGCUAUUUGUGGGGAAGUGACACCGGGGCUGCACCCACCUACUGACGGGCAUGGACACGCAGCGAAGAGUGUCUGAAGGGGCAGAGGCCAGAGACAGGAACGGGUGGAUUCCCUGGCAGAGCGUACAUGAGAAUCAAGCUUCAUUCCAGGGAAAACGGAGCAAUGAGCCGCGCUUCUGCCGCCUCACGCCCUGCACAUCUCUUCCCAAGCCCCAGGCUGCCUGUAGGUUCCCUUUCAUCAUCCUGAAAACUUCCGAUGCUGGCUUGUUUGUGUCUUCUCACUUCCUUCUGCUCCAAGGUCACGCUUUACCGUAUCCCAGCCCCACUCCCCAUCAGGCCAGACUCGUCCAGUAUCACAACCAGAGAGAAAUGCCAUCAGCUGAAGCCUUUUAGACCAUGGACAGCGGCUCCUCUGGGGUGCACGUGGCGGGGAAGCCAUCUCUCUCUCCCACGCGCACAAGCGUGAGCAGUGCUUCUCCUCAAGUGUGCCCCCUUCCACGUCUGCCUAGUAGGACCAGUGCUGGGGUAUAAGAAGCUUGUUACAAGGCAUCUACGUUUAAAAUAAAUGCCAGAGGGCACGUUCUUGUAAGGAAUCUGAGGGGCUCUGAAAAGCUGUAUACCCACGUGGUUGCCUGUUUUAUGUAACUAUUUUUCAGUUUCCACAGUUUGUGUCAUUAAAUAAUUAUUCUCUAAAAUAUAUAUAACAAAACAAGAUGGACAGUCGUGGAUAGGGUUCUUUCUUUCUCAACCCUCCCUCCACAGUCUAGCAAGUGUCUAAAACACAUCUAGCCCAGAUGGAUCCCUCGGGGUCAGAAGGCGAUCAGAUGUCCCCGCACAUGGAACUCUCCGGCUACACAACUGUGGACCUGGGGAGGAAAAGGGAGAAGGCCUUUUCCAUCUCAGGCAGCCAUCUAGGGAGGUGCUGGCUCCUGAAUGGCAAAGAGGACAGCUGUCAGCAAGAGGGUGUGGGAGCGAGGAGGCAAAUUUCACAGCAUAACAGCCAAGAGGAAAACAAAAACAAGAGAAGUGUUUCAUAUGGAGGCUCUCUCUGCUAAUGUCGCUAAACUGGAAAAUUCUAUAUUCUGUAAUUCAUCCACCCUUCGACAGCUGUUCACGCUUAAGUCAGGAGCAAGGUGAAUGCUUUGGAAGGGGAAGGAGGGAUUUCUCCUGGCCAGCCUGGAACCACAAGGAGCUCAAUCGCUAAAUGAUGUGUUUGGCGACCAUAGAAAGGGGGCUCCCUCCUCUAUUAGAAAGCCAAUUUGCAUCCUAUACAGCGAAUGAGAGCACAUUCAAACUGCUGCUGCACAGUGACCCAGGCCAACCCCACAGAAGGAAACCUGCACAGCCACUUCCAGCCCUCAGGGCAGACAGGACAGAGGAGUAUGUGUGGGAGAAUCUGGAGGCACUGAGUUCGGUCUAAGCCACUGAAUUCACCUUGUGUGGACUGGGAGAAGUGGUGUUUAUAAUCUGCUAGGACCCUAAAGAUUCUUCUUUCCCUGUUACCAGCGUUCUGGCUGAGACUCUGUAAUGGAUUAAUCUCUGUAGAUGAGUGAUGCGGUUUAAAAUACUGCAGGGUUUGGCUGCCAUUCCCUCCUGUGGGGUCUCAAAAUAACUCCACACAAAUCAUUUUUGCUAACCACUCACUCAGGCAGCUCUUCCCGGCCAGAACACACGCAUCUUAUGUAACUGAAGGAGCCGCCCAGCUCGCUGAAGGAGGCCGUUCCCAGAGCGCCGCUGCUCGUUGCCCCUUGGGCUCUGCAGAGCCCGGGCUUUGAACCCAGCUCUGUUCCUGGGCCCAAGCUCCCUCAUCAAGAGACCCCCCAGGUGCUCAUCAGGGAAGGGCAUCCAAUUCAGGGCUGCCUUAGAAGUAAGUGCAACCUGGACAUUCCAUGAGCACUUCCAGGUAAAAGACUGACUCUGCUAGAUUUUGGAAAGUAAUGAGUAGGGGAAGGAACACAGCGCCUUUCCUCUGAGAACUCACAGUUCAGUGUGGACGACAGGCACAUGUACGGACAGAACACAAACAUACAGGAGGAGUGGGAGAGGAGAGGUGCUACAGAACACCUCACAAAGCCUCCUCCCAACUUUCAGGCCUUUGUGACGCACACGCUGCCCUUGGCUCGGCUUCCUUGCUAACCCUUCCUCCCGGUGCCCCUCCUAUUUCUCUAAGUCUCCGCGGUCAGAACCUGCACCUUCACAGCUGCGUCCUCCUCUAACCCCCAGUCCCAGGCAAUCACAUUCGUUCCCUGUGCUUCAGGUUCCAUUAUAAGCUGAUGAUGCUCUAAGUUUUCAUCUUUAGUUCUGACCUUUCUACCAAAUUCAUCUGGACCUGCCAAAAUCCACAGGCAUCAAAUGUUCAAGGUCUCAAAGGUGACCUAAUAACCUUCUCCUUGCAAACAUGCUAUUAUUUACAAGCCAGAAAAGCGACCUCUCUUUUCCCAUCCUCUAUUAUCAAACAACCAGCAGAAUUCUAGAUCAGAACCCUCCUAACCAGAUCUGUUCUUUCCUCUUCAUCUUACCCAAACUUCCUGACUGCAGUUUGGAUUCUCCCAAUCUAGUCUUCGUAUUGCGGUAAAAGUAAUCUUUUAAAAAUAGACAAUGCAGUGAAAAAGGAGGGACUUCCACUAUAUCUAAUAACAUGGAUGAAUCUCAGACAAAAGCUGGGUAAAAUAAAGUUCGUAAAAUAAGAUUAUGAUUCCAGGUAUGAUGUCCAAGACAGGCAAAACUCAUCUAUGGCAACAGAAGUCAAAAUACUGGUUAUCUUUGAGGGGAAGGCCAUGAAAGAGCCUGCUGGGAUGCUAGAAAUAUUCUAUACCUCUACAUGGGUAGUGGUUUACUUGGUUACUUGCAGUUAUAUGUGUACUUUUAUAUACAUAAAAUGAAUCAAGCUGUA
Molecule: messenger RNA, 5699 nt
Organism: Balaenoptera musculus (blue whale)
Lineage: Eukaryota; Metazoa; Chordata; Mammalia; Artiodactyla; Balaenopteridae
Gene: LRRC4
Product: leucine rich repeat containing 4
Biological process (GO): excitatory synapse assembly; postsynaptic density protein 95 clustering; modulation of chemical synaptic transmission
Cellular component (GO): plasma membrane; glutamatergic synapse; postsynaptic density membrane
Molecular function (GO): protein binding
Source: RefSeq, a predicted model, not a curated record